UUGGCUUGGCUGCGGAGAUGGGAAUUCGAGCCUCGUCCCACUAGGAAUAUUUCGUCGCCUCCUCGCCCUCGCGGCAGCCUAGCAAAAGCCGCCUCUUCUCCCUCUCUUCCUUCGCCAUCAUCGCCUCCGCUUGUUAAAAUUCGCUCCCGUCUUCCCCUCGCGAGUUUUCAAGGAGCAAAAGCUGCUCAGCUAAAAUGAAAAAAUAAAAGCAAAGUGGCUCAAGAAUAUUUUUCUUAAGAACAGAGAUUUCAGAAGAUAUUCUACAUAUGGAAAGGUAUGGAAACACGCCCAGUGAAGAAUUUUAAGGUGAAACAGUUUUGCGGUAGUGGAAAUUCCGAAGUUAUGUCAUCAUCUCUACCUGUGCUACCUGCUCCCUUGGAAGAGAAGUUUCCGAAACUGCCAGAUUCCCAACAGGUUUCGAUGGAGAGGGAGCUAAGAAGCACUCCACUUAUCCCCCUUCGUACUCCUUUUGUCUCCAACAGUGCAGUUGUUGGACCUUUAUACUCAUCAGCUUCAGGGUUCUCAUCAGAUCUUCAUUUCUCUUCUAUGGCACCUAAUGAGAGGCACCACAAUGGUGCUUCGUUUGUUUCUCAAUCACCAAAUGUUGGAAUACCUUUUCCUUCAACUCCCUCACAUUCAGGGUCAUUCUGUCCCGCAGCAAGUAAUCACCCCAGAGAAUCCGCUGAUGUGUCCUGGUGUCCAGAACCAAUUCAGGGCAUGCUUGAUUAUUCAGAUAAUAUAACUGCUGGUAACAAUCAGAUCCAGAGCAGUUGCGAUGUGGCCUCGGAUGACCUUGCUAAGCAAAAUGAGUGGUGGACAGAUUUAAUGAAUGAUGAUUGGAAGGAUAUUCUUAAUGAAACAAGUGCUUCUGAAUGUCAGACAAAGUCUGUGGAACCAGCAACCCAAGCAUCCCCAAGUAUAUCAGUUCACCAGCUGCAAAUCCAUCAAUCUGUUCCAUCUCACUCAGGAGAGCUUUGUGCAGUCUCUAAUUCCUCCCCUGCUGCCAUUGCUGCUGCAGCCAAACCACGUAUGAGGUGGACUCCAGAGCUGCAUGAAUGCUUUGUAGAUGCUGUGAACCAGCUUGGUGGUAGUGAAAAGGCUACCCCCAAAGGUGUGCUGAAACUCAUGAAAGUGGAAAGUUUGACCAUAUACCAUGUGAAAAGCCAUCUGCAGAAAUACAGGACAGCUCGGUAUAGGCCAGACUCAUCAGAAGGGGCAUCACAAAAAAAGGUCACCCCACAAGAGGAAGUCUCAUCUCUUGACUUGAAGACGAGUAUUGAUCUCACUGAAGCGUUACGACUCCAGAUGGAGGUUCAGAAACGACUGCACGAACAGCUUGAGAUUCAGAGAAAUCUGCAGUUGAGAAUUGAAGAACAAGGGAGGUACCUUCAGAUGAUGUUUGAGAAGCAGUCGGGCAUCAGCAAUCUCCAGGCUCCUUCCUCACUGGAAGAACCAUUAACUGUAUCAUCUGACCAAACACAUUCUGCUGCCAAAAUCGAACUCCCAGGGAAGGGUCGAGAUGAAUCAGGAACUGACCCUAAUGGUGCAAAAAUGUCAGAAGGCUCAAGGCAGGUGGGUGACAAACAGAAGACGCUUGAAGCUGAAUCCUGCAAUGAGAUGGAAGCUAAUAUUGUUAGUGGGUCUCACUCCCCAUCCUGCAAGCGUGCACGAGGCCCUGAUGGGGAGUCCUUAACUCCCAUGUCUGCAUUAGAUUAGCAGAUUUUUAGUCUUGUAUGUUGACUGGUGAAAUGGGAACUGUCAUUGUAAUGAGAAUGCCGAUAUUGAGUGGAAAGCUAAUUUAAGGUCAGAAGCCACUCUGACUCUUUCAGGAGGCUGCAGAUGGUGAUUGCUUGUACUGUUGGUGAGCAAUGACUUGUUUUCUAUUUAUUUCAGUCAAUAAUGAGGUUAUUGGGUGUAAAGAUUUGGCUAUGUGUCUUUCAUUAAGUUGAAGUGUUUUGGAAAACUGUCAAGGAAGAAAUGCUGUACUUGAAAGAAAGGAUCAUAUACUCUUAUAACAAUCUUUUAGCUUUAAUAUUCAAAAA
Molecule: messenger RNA, 2042 nt
Organism: Phoenix dactylifera (date palm)
Lineage: Eukaryota; Viridiplantae; Streptophyta; Magnoliopsida; Arecales; Arecaceae
Product: protein PHOSPHATE STARVATION RESPONSE 2-like
Molecular function (GO): DNA-binding transcription factor activity; DNA binding
Source: RefSeq, a predicted model, not a curated record